Didymella exigua CBS 183.55 is the source of this 1686-nucleotide messenger RNA. RefSeq lists its product as uncharacterized. Bases 1 to 1686 code for a protein of 561 amino acids. Gene Ontology annotation, biological process: adenylate cyclase-activating G protein-coupled receptor signaling pathway. Gene Ontology annotation, cellular component: plasma membrane. The transcript is spliced from 3 exons. Gene Ontology annotation, molecular function: G protein-coupled receptor activity. The record is from RefSeq and is a predicted model, not a curated record. NCBI's taxonomy places the organism in Eukaryota, Fungi, Ascomycota, Dothideomycetes, Pleosporales, Didymellaceae.
AUGACAGACGCAAACAAGGCCAAGGAGUAUGUCCUCGGCGCUGCGGCUCUUACAUGCACCGUGGUCAGUCUGCUGGCUUCCAUUCUGUGCAUGUACUGGUUCUGUCGCAUGGGCAAGCGCUUCCGCCAUAGACUGAUCAUGAUACUCAUAUACGGUGACCUCGUGCGUGGCGCAUGGGUCUUUGUCUUUGCCGUCCUCUCGCUCGCCCGUGGCAAAGUCAGGACAAGGAGUACCUUUUGUCAAGUCAGCGGCUUUCUGGUACAAUACGGGACCCAGACAAGUGACUAUGCCGUCUUUGUCAUGGCCCUGCACAGCGGCAUGCAAGUCUUCUACCCAUCGACAUUGGUCAGUUCUGACGGACUCUACCCCUGCCGUCGCUAUGUCUACUUUGGAGCCUUUGCCCUCCCGAUCCUGAUGGCUGCUCUGGCCUUUAUCAAUCCAAAGCAAGCCUACAUAUCGCAAGGUUCUUUCUGCACACUCCCCAUCCGGCCUUUCUGGUAUCGCCUCGCUCUCACUUGGGUCCCACGCUACAUCAUCGUGCUCACCAUCCUCGGCUUUGCCAUUGCCAUCUACACACAUGUUGGCUUCGAGUUCCGUGCCUACUCCAACGCAGACUACAGUUUCCAGAGCUUUAUGCCCUCUGACGGCUCGAAUGCGACCCCCCACGACACACAGAAUGAGAUCAAAAUGGAGGACAUCACCUUCGAGCUCACCGACGUCGAGUCUCGACCGCGGUCAACACGACGCAAGUCGUCACCUGGACACGACAUCUUCACAUCUCAGCGCCGCAACUCUUCCGCGCCCGCCCUCGGCGCAUUCUCUACGGCACCUCAGCGGGUCUCUCUUGAGAGCGGAAUGGACGCGUACUCCCUGCCAGGAAGCACGCUGAACCACCUCCGCCGCCCAGACCCCACACGCCCCGUCCUCCUCGCAAUCCCAUCCGGACAGAGCAUCGACCGACCCUCUCCGCCACACGCCACCAACACUUCCGACCCCGAGCCCACCGCGACCCCCCUCUCCUCCGCCUCCUCACGCUCGCCCUCGCCCUCGGCGGCGCAAUUCCUCCUCGCCAGACAGCGCCAGCGCAUCCACCGCCAACUGCGCCUGCUGUUCAUCUACCCGCUGGUCUACAUGCUCAUGUGGCUGCUCCCCUUCCUGCUGCACUGCAUGAACUACUGGGACAGGUACGCCACCUCGCCCAUCGAGUUCCUGCGCGUCGGCUCCUCCAUCAGCAUCACGCUCAUGGGCUUCGCAGACGCCCUCAUCUUCUCCCUGCGCGAGCGGCCCUGGCGCGGCAUCCAGGGCUCCGACGGCAGUUUCUGGGGCAGCUUCGUGUGUGCGCGCUGUCCGCGCGCGGGUGAUGCCGAGCCCGAUCCCGACACCCAUGUUGAUGCCAAUCUCGACGAUCCGGCCGCACGCGCCAGCCUGUCUGCGAGCACGCGCCCGCGCGGCAGCCAGAGUCACAGGACCUCUGCGAGCGGCGACUUUGCGCGCGCCGCGGCCGAGCACGCGCGCCUCAGGCUCGAUCUGGAGCGCGAGGAGCGGGUUAAGGCGCUUGGCGAUGGGAAGCGUAGGGCCGCGGAUGCGAGGGGGGCUUUGAAUGUUGGCGAUGGGGGGAGGGGGCAGGUGUAUGAUGAUAAUGGGCUUGAGGAUGAUACUGCUAACACGUCUCGCGGGAGGGUGUGA